Molecule: messenger RNA, 1068 nt
Organism: Eruca vesicaria subsp. sativa (arugula)
Lineage: Eukaryota; Viridiplantae; Streptophyta; Magnoliopsida; Brassicales; Brassicaceae
Source: the annotation of a GenBank genome assembly
UAAGCUAUAAUCCUUAGCUUAAUCGAUUAUUAUAUUAAUAUCACCUAAAUAAGCUAAGGAUGAGUCCGUAGUUAAGGACUAAGAUGCGUUGGUCCUUGCUGACGUGGAAGAGUGGAGAGAGUAGGGGUUUCGCGACUUUGGGGAAAAUCAAUUCAUUUUCCGUCACCAGAAAGAGACAACGCCUCGCGAAGAUCCUCUCUGCUUUCCUCUCUGUCGCUAAUCUCCAAAUCAGCCGAGACCAUGACCACCAUCUCACGCGACCUAAACUCCUUCCUCAUCGCAAAGAUCGCAACUUCCGACGAGUUCUCAGAUUCUCUCUCGAGGGUCUCUCAGGCUUUGAAAAUCGGUGUCUCUCGUGGGUUAAAGUCUGAGUCUUGCGUUGAUUCUGAGAAUAAGGAGACGAGUUUUGUAGAUAAGGUUUUCUCGAAAGCUGGUUCUGGUUUCUUCUCUGUUGUUGUUGGUAGUUUUGCUAAGAAUCUUGUUCUCGGAGAGCUUUUGGCUGAUUGUAUUGAGAGGUUUAGUAGUACAGCGGUGGCUGUUUAUUUAGAUAAGACGAUGGAUAUUAAUGCUUUUGAUCAGAUCUUUGAAGGGAUGACGAAUCCUAAGCAUGGGGAUAGUGUUAAAGAGGUUCUUGUUUCGGUUUGUAACGGUGCGCUUGAAACUAUUGUAAGGACAUCUCAUGAAGUCUUUACUACAGCUUCGUCAAAGUCUAGUAUUGUGAUUGAAGAGGUUGAAGAAGAUGGUUUCAAGAGUAAUAAUGGUUGGACUGAUGCUAUCUCAACUACGUUAGCUGUUCCAAGUAGCCGGAGGUUUAUGUUUGAUGUAACGGGGAGAGUGACAUUCGAAACUACGAAGUCAAUUAUUGGAUUCUUGAUGUUGAAGACACUAGAAGGGUUUAGAAGGAGCUUUGAUGUGGUUCAGGGAGAGGUUACAGAGAGAGGGCGCCAAGUAGUUGAGUAUGUUGGAGCUAAAUCUUCUGCUAUUGUCACUGUAUGGCUCGCUUUGUACUUGCACAUCAUAAGCCGCUGUGUAAGGAACUCUCCUAUUGGUGUAAGCCAACACUUUUAG